Molecule: messenger RNA, 2015 nt
Organism: Lolium rigidum
Lineage: Eukaryota; Viridiplantae; Streptophyta; Magnoliopsida; Poales; Poaceae
Product: probable ADP-ribosylation factor GTPase-activating protein AGD14
Exons: 13
Coding region: 21-1871 (616 amino acids)
Molecular function (GO): GTPase activator activity
Source: RefSeq, a predicted model, not a curated record
GCUCGAGCUCGACUGGGGUGAUGGCGGCCGCGUCGAGGAAGGAGGAGGAGAGGAACGAGCGGAUCGUGCGGGGGCUCCUCAAGCUGCCGCCCAACCGCAGAUGCAUCAACUGCAACGGCAUCGGGCCCCAGUACGUGUGCACCAGCUUCUGGACCUUCAUCUGCAUCUCCUGCAGCGGCAUCCACCGCGAGUUCACGCACCGAGUAAAAUCGGUGUCAAUGUCGAAGUUCACCGCGCAAGAGGUUGAGGCCCUUCAAAAGGGUGGGAACCAGCGAGCUAGAGAAUCGUUUCUGAAGAAUUUCGAUACCCAGCAAAUGCAGCUACCUGAUAGCAGUAACUUUAACAGUCUUAGAGAAUUUAUAAGAGUUGUUUAUGUGGAGAGACGAUAUGCUGGCGUGAGAUCUUCUGAUAAGCCUCCGAGAGAUAAUAAACAGAUUCAAAAGCCCCAUGAAGAAGAACAUAGAAGGUCUAGUUCCUAUCAUUCAUUUUCUCAGAGCCCACCUAAUGACUACCAAUAUGAAGAAAGACGCAGUGGCAAGCAACCAGCGAUGCUUACUAGGAAACCUGGUUCAGAUCGAGGGCAUGACGGAAAGAUGUCUUACCGUUCAACUAGCCUGCAAGAGAGAAUGUCUGAGGACCAACUUGCAAAUGAGAUUCGGGAAUUGAGGACUUCUGACUGCUCCGGUUCAAGCGUGAGUGAUACAGUUAGAACAGUUCCCGAAUCACCUAAUUUCUUCGAUAAUGGGUGUUCAAGCGCUCCUUUCCAACAAAAUCAAUCAGAUAUGCUGAAUUCUAAUGGCAUCACUCAAUCCCAGAGAACUGCAUCAACAGAGAACAUUGAUACCACAAUGCUUAAAUCAGGAAACUCAAGCUUAGCUGAUUUGUUUUUUGGUUCUGAGACUGCUCACGGAACUCAAGAAUCCAACAACUUUAUAGCUCCAAGUUUUGUAGCCUUUUCUGAUGCUGUAAAUGGUGCAGAAGAGGAUUUCUUCAGCCGGCCAAAUUUGCAGCAACAAUUUGUAACUGGCUUAUAUCCUUCUGUAGAUUUUUUCGCAAAUAUGCCUCCUACAACUUCAUCUUCUGACAAAAUUCCACUGGAAGCUCCAUCACUAGACAAUGCUGGGUGGGCUACAUUUGACACGCCUCCAAAAGAUAAACAGCCUGGAGUAACUGGGCCCUCUCUUGUAGCUUCCAUAGACAAACAGACUCUGGGUCAUGAUUUGUUUUUGUUCGAACCAAGUGAUAGACCAGCAUCGUUCCUGACUUCCAAGGAUAAAGUUUCAGUCAUCAAUCAGUCUGGUGCUACGUCUCAUGAUUCAAGUUGCUCUCAGUUAUGGCAUUCUUUUGAUGAUGCAACUGGGGUCAUGAUUAAUGAUCACUCCACUGCUGGACCACUGUGUAAUGAGCACCAAAAUGUAGUCAAUGUUUCUCUCGGUACGAGCAAUCCGUUUACUUGCUCUGUUGUUUCAGAGGAAUCUCAGGAUGAUGAUUGCCAUAAAGUGUUCAUGGAGGAAUUAGCUCCAAGUGCACCAUUUGCUGCUUUCCUAGAGCCAUCUCUAAUAUCUGCUGCUCCUUCCUUGGGAAGAACCUCGGCUGAUAAGGCUGUGCUAAAUCCAUUUGAUCUUCCGUUUGAUACUGACUCAGAGGCUCCUGGUCUGUUCAUGGACGUGAGCACGUUGCAAGCAGCUUUGCCUAAUUUACCAAGUUCUUUUCUUGAUGGUUUGCCUGAAUCAUGGUUCUCCAACAAUACUUGUACCUAUGUUCCGUCUGGAUCACAUGGUGGACUAUCAUGUCUUGCUGAGCAGGCCCCGAACUCUCCAUUGAGGAACAUAGCGUUGAGCACUGUAUCAACUGGCAAUCCUUUUGCAUAGGAAGGAUUCGGCUUGGAAGUUUUAGGGCUCUGUUGCCGUGAUAUGCUGCGCUUGGACUUCUCAAGAAAUCAGCGUAUGGCCAACUGACAUGUUCCUUCGGUUCAGUGAACUACUGAAGGGCAUUCCGUGGAGACUCGGAUCUCU